UUUUAUGUAGAUUGUUCAAACCGAGUCAACUAUGAGGACAGUUUCUCGUGUCAUCGUUCUGGUUUUCUAUCUUGUGAUGGCGACAGCUUUGGCUACCAAUGCUUUGGAUUGUCGAAGAUUUGUAUUUGCUCCAAUUUGUCGUGGAAUUAGUGCAAAACGGUCGGAGAUGUCAUCUCUCGGCUAUUCUAGAAGUCCUACUGCUUCCACGUCACACGAAGUUGAUGAACUUAUCCAAUCAGGCGUUGACGCCAAGUCCUAUGAUGAUGACGAAGGUUGGGACACGGAGAUGAAUGAUUUGCUUACUCAAAAGCUAGACGAAACGAUGCCGAACAUAAAGUUGCCCGAUAUAAAGCAGCAGCGACACCUGGUAAACAAACGCAAAUUGUACGUACUUCUUGACAAACUGGGGCGGAUAUAUGCGGAUUAUAACCCAGUUCGACAAAUCUUAGCUGAUGGAAUUAAAAGAAUUUAAUGAAAUACCCCAAACAAAGAAAAAUAACGUAAAUGACAAGUCUGUAAUGUUGAUUAAAAAUAAAUGAAAUGGCACUGGA
Limulus polyphemus (Atlantic horseshoe crab) is the source of this 551-nucleotide messenger RNA. RefSeq lists its product as uncharacterized. Bases 32 to 472 code for a protein of 146 amino acids. Lineage: Eukaryota; Metazoa; Arthropoda; Merostomata; Xiphosura; Limulidae. The record is from RefSeq and is a predicted model, not a curated record. The transcript has 4 exons.